Messenger RNA from Cajanus cajan (pigeon pea), 6111 nucleotides. RefSeq names its product callose synthase 7. Gene Ontology annotation, molecular function: 1,3-beta-D-glucan synthase activity. The record is from RefSeq and is a predicted model, not a curated record. Gene Ontology annotation, biological process: (1->3)-beta-D-glucan biosynthetic process. Lineage: Eukaryota; Viridiplantae; Streptophyta; Magnoliopsida; Fabales; Fabaceae. Gene Ontology annotation, cellular component: 1,3-beta-D-glucan synthase complex; plasma membrane.
UCCAAUUUUGUUGGGUGGUGAAGAAGAAGAUUGAGAGAAAAAAUAAUAAAAAAAACUUGUUUGUUGGUAGUGUGGUGGUGCAUGGGAGGACCAUGGCCAGCACAAGUGACACAAGGGGUCCUAUUGAUACUGAUUGGCAGCCAACAAGGAGGCUGGUGAGGGCUCAUACAAGAAAUGUGGACUUAGGAAAGGAAGGUGUUGUGGACAGUGAGAGUGUCCCUUCCUCACUUGCUGUGCUUGUGCCUAUUCUAAGAGCUGCCAUUGACAUUGAGGAGGAAAAUCCCAGAGUUGCCCAUCUUUGUCGCUUCCAUGCGUUAGAGAAGGCCAAUGUAAUGGAUCCAAUAUCAAGUGGGCAUGGAGUUCUUCAGUUCAAGACCUACCUAUUGUCCAAACUCAAAGAGGAAGGGGAGCUUACAAAAAAUCAUAGUAUAAGUGAUGGAAGGGAGCUGCAGAACUACUACCAAACAUUCGUCGAAAAGAAAAUCUGGGAAGGGGAAUUUACCCAAAGACUGGAGGAGACGUCUAAGAAUGUUAAGAUUGCCACUGUAUUGUAUGAUGUGCUGAAGUCUAUGAUAAAUACAGAAAAUAUGGAUGAGAAGACAAAAUGGUAUGCUAAUGAUGUUGAGCAUAAGAUGGGACAAUAUGAACACUAUAACAUCCUUCCAUUAUAUGCUGUUGGUGUUAAACCAGCAAUCAUGGAACUUCCCGAGAUCAAAGCAGCAAUUAAGGCUUUAUGUAGGGUGGAUAAUCUUCCAAUUCCAGUAAUUCUUGCAAGACCUGAUGAUUAUAAUAAUGAUCCUACAAUGUCUAUGAAGAGACUUAAAAAAGUGAAUGAUAUACUUGAUUGGACUGCCUCAGUUCUUGGUUUUCAGAAAGGAAAUGUAGCAAAUCAAAGGGAGCACCUCAUAUUAUUACUUGCCAACAUGCAUAUAAGGAACAGCGCUGAAUCAACUAAUCAGCUCCAUGCAGAAACUGUGGAAAAGUUGAUGGCUACAAUUUUCAAAAAUUAUAAGUCAUGGUGUGAUUAUCUACGUUGUGAAUCCAAUCUUAGGUUUCUAGAGGAUUAUGACAAGCAACAGAUGGAGCUGAUUUAUAUCGCUCUUUAUCUUCUAAUAUGGGGAGAAGCUUCAAAUAUUCGCUUUAUGCCUGAAUGUCUUUGCUAUAUUUUUCAUCAUAUGUCCCGUGAAGUCCAUAAGAUUUUAGACAAGAAUAUUACCAUUCAUCUGAUGAGAAUAGACCCAGUCCAAGAACAUGAUGAUGAAUAUUUUCUGAGGGAAGUUAUAAGUCCAAUAUAUCAAGUUUUGAUGAAGGAAGCAAAGAGAAACAACAAAGGCAAGGCAAGUCAUUCCAAUUGGAGAAAUUAUGAUGAUCUCAACGAAUACUUUUGGUCUAACAAAUGUUUUCAUGAUCUAAGCUGGCCAUUUAAUCACAAAGCAGACUUUUUUAGGCAUUCAGAUGAGACACAGACAAGACGUCGGGCAAGCACCGGAGUUGGUAAGAGGAAGCCAAAACCAAAUUUUGUUGAAGUUCGAACGUUUUUGCAUCUGUAUAGGAGUUUUGAUCGAAUGUGGAUAUUCUUUAUAUUGGCUUUACAGGCAAUGAUUAUCAUAGCUUGGAGUUCCUUGGGACCUAUUGGAGUGCUUUUUGAUGCAGAUGUCCUCCGAAAUGUUAUGACUAUAUUCAUUACAUAUGCUUUUCUCAGCUUUUUUCAAGCAACUCUUGAUAUUUUUCUCGCAUGGUAUGCAUUGAGGACAAUGAAAUUCACUCAGUUGCUUCGAUAUUUUCUGAAAUUAGUUGCAGCAGCUGUUUGGGUUGUUGUUUUGCCUGUCUGUUACUACAUAAAUCUACAAUUUGUCACUAGUUGGGGUGGAGUUUGGGGGAAAGUGUCACUUUACACCUAUGCUGUUGUAUUAUAUAUGCUACCAAACAUAGUGGCUGCAAUACUAUUUUCCCUUCCUCCCUUGCGGAGAACAUUGGAGCAGUCAAAUAUGCGGAUCAUUACCUUUUUCAUGUGGUGGGCUCAGCCAAAAUUGUACGUAGGCAGAGGCAUGCAUGAAAGCAUGUUUUCACUGUUGAAUUAUACCCUUUUUUGGAUCAUGAUACUAAGUAUCAAGCUAGCAUUCAGCUACUACGUUGAGAUAUUGCCUCUUGUUGGACUGACAAAAUUAAUCAUGGGGAUGUCUAUAGAUAACCACGAGUGGCAUGUGUUAUUUCACGAAAAUGAGUCACACAAUAUAUAUGUUGUCAUUGCGAUAUGGACUCCAAUUAUCCUGGUUUAUUUUAUGGAUACUCAAAUAUGGUAUGCUAUUUAUGCCACAAUAGUUGGUGUCAUUGUUGGUGCGUUCGGCCAUCGGGGAAAGAUACAGACACUUGAAAUGCUCCAUUCCAGAUUUCCAUCCAUACCAUUAGCUUUCAGUCAGCGGUUUUGGACUGGAGAAGACAGAAAAACUAAAGAGGUGGAAUUGGAUGAGACAUAUGAACGGAAUAAUAUUUCAUACUUUUCUCAAUUUUGGAACGAGUUUAUAAAUUCUAUGAGAGAGGAAGACCUCAUCAGUGACAGGGAUAGAGAUUUGCUUCUAGUUCCAUACAAUUCAACUGAUGUUUCUGUCAUUCAGUGGCCUCUAUUCUUGCUUGCUAAUAAGAUUCCUAUAGCUGUUGACAUGGCAAACGAUCAUAUGGGGACUGAUGAUGAUUUAUGUAGAAAGAUUAGGAGCGAUGCAUAUAUGUCUUCAGCAGUUGUUGAAUGCUAUGAGACUCUCAAGGACAUCAUACUAAAGCUUUUGCUAGAUGAAGAAGAUAGGAAUCUUGUAAGAAGUAUAUGCGCAAAAGUAGAACGGUGCAUUCGAGAAGAAACAUUUCUCCAGGAAUUCAAGAUGAGUGCCUUGCCUUCACUUAUUGACAAGUUAGAGAAAUUCUUAACUCUACUGCAAUCACCACAUGGAAAACUAAAGUCCCAGAUUGUCAAUGUCCUACAAGAUAUUGUAGAAAUUAUCAUACAUGACGUUAUGGUUGAUGGCCAUAUGUUUCUGCAAGAACCUCAGCAAUAUCAUGUAACGAGAAGGGAGAGAUUUGUCAACAUUAACGCUACUCUUACACACAAAAGAUUAAUGAAGGGGAAGGUUGUUAGGCUUCAUUUGCUUCUAACAUUCAAGGAAUCAGCCAUAAACGUGCCCCAAAAUCUAGAAGCUCAGCGCCGUAUUAAAUUCUUUGCAAAUUCCUUAUUAUUUACGAAUAUGCCAAAGGCUCCCAAAGUUAAGAACAUGAUUUCCUUCAGUGUUCUAACACCGUAUUUCAAAGAAGAUAUUCUAUAUUCUCAUAAGGAACUCUAUAAGGAAAAUGAAGAUGGAAUAUCAAUUUUAUUCUACCUAACCAAGAUAUAUCCUGAUGAAUGGGCCAAUUUCAAUGAACGACUAAAAAGUGAUGAUCUUGAAAAAGAUAUGGAAGAAUCAAUUCGUCGGUGGGCUUCUUACAGAGGACAGACACUCUAUAGAACAGUGAGAGGAAUGAUGUACUAUUGGCAAGCUUUGAUCCUUCAGUGCUUCAUAGAAUUUGCCGGAGACACUGCUCUUUCUGAAGGCUUUCGGACAGAGGAUUUCUACAACAAAAAUAAGAAGUUUCUCGAAAAUGCACAAGCUAUGGCUGAUUUAAAGUUCACCUAUGUUCUUUCUUGUCCAGUGUAUGGUUAUCUUAAAAAGUCCAAAAACGAAAGAGACAAAAGUUGCUAUAUUAGUAUUCUCAACCUCAUGUUAACGCAUUCACCCCUUCGUGUUGCUUACAUAGAUGAAGUAGACGAGAACAAGGAUGGAAAAUCUCAAAAUGUUUAUUACUCGGUUCUUGUCAAGGGAAGAGAGAAAUAUGAUGAGGAAAUAUAUCGCAUCAAGCUACCUGGUCCUCCAACAGUCAUCGGUGAAGGGAAACCUGAAAACCAAAAUCAUGCCAUUAUAUUUACUCGUGGAGAAGCCUUGCAGACUAGAGACAUGAAUCAGGAAAACUAUUACGAAGAAUCUUUCAAAAUGAGAAAUGUAUUGGAAGAAUUCCGAAAAGAACACAGUGGGCAGCGAAAACCCACCAUUUUGGGUAUAAGGGAGCAUUUAUUUACUGGAAGUGUUUCUUCACUUGCAUGGUUUAGGUUAAACCAAGAGAAUAGUUUUGUGACCAUUGGUCAACGAAUUUUGGCAAAUCCUUUAAGGGUCCGAUUUCAUUAUGGUCAUUCUGAUAUAUUUGACAGAAUCUUCCACAUUACAAGAGGUGGCAUAAGUAAAGCAUCAAAACUUAUAAACUUAAAUGAUGAUAUAUUUGCAGGGUUCAAUUCAAUUCUACGUCAAGGAUUUAUCACACAUCAUGAAUAUAUACAAGUUGGUAAAGGGAAUGAUACAAGCAUGAAUCAAAUAUCAGUAUUUGAGGCUAAGGUUGCAAGUGGAAAUGGAGAACAAACACUUAGUCGUGAUGUUUAUCGACUUGCCCAACGAUUUGACUUCUAUAGGAUGUUGUCAUUCUACUUCACAACAGUUGGUUUAUACUUUAGUAGCAUGGUAACUGUGUUGACUGUGUAUUUGUUCUUAUAUGGACGUUUAUAUAUGGUUUUGAGUGGAGUUGAGAGAGAAAUUCUUGAACGUACAAACACACAUCAGAGCAAAGCCCUUGAAGAGGCAUUGACAAUUCAGUCUCUUGUUCAGUCAGGCUUACUGCUUAUGCUGCCAAUGGUUAUGGAAAUUGGCUUGGAGAAGGGAUUUCGCUCUGCCUUGAUUGAUUUUUUCUUCAUGCAGCUGCAGCUAGCUUCUGUGUUCUUUACUUUCCAGCUAGGAACAAGAGCUCAUUAUUAUGGAAGAACACUCUUGCAUGGAGGCACUAAGUAUAGACCAAUUGGUCGUGGAUUUGUUCCCUUCCAUGUGAAGUUUGCUGAUAACUACAGGUUGUAUUCACGAAGUCAUUUUGUGAAGGGCCUAGAGAUUCUCAUACUAGUGAUUGUUUAUCAAGUCUAUGGGGAAUCAUAUCGCAGCUCGCAACUUCAUCUAUUCAUAACAGUAUCAAUGUGGUUUUUGGCCACUUCCUGGUUGUUUGCUCCUUUCCUUUUUAAUGCUUCUGGCUUUGAUUGGGUAAAAACAGUGGACGAUUGGAGAGAUUGGAAGCAAUGGUUGGGAUAUCGUGGUGGUUUAGGUAUUGCAUCUGAUAAAAGCUGGGAAUCUUGGUGGGAUGAAGAAAAUGAACACUUGAAAUACUCAAAUAUCAGGGGGAAAAUAAUUGAGAUAAUUCUUGCAUUUCGCUUCUUUCUAUACCAAUAUGGAAUUGUCUACCACAUGGAUAUUACUCAUCAUAACAAACAUUUGCUGGUAUUUGGAAUUUCUUGGGCAGUUUUAAUAAUAACACUCAUGGAUUUGAAGAUGCUAUCCAUGGGAAGACGAAGAUUUGGCACCGACUUUCAGCUCAUGUUUCGUAUUCUCAAGGCACUUAACCAUCUUGGCAUCUUGAUAGUCAUGACUCUAUUAUUUUUGAUAUUUGAACUUACCAUAUCAGAUUUUUUUGCUGCCAUUAUUGCCUUCAUGCCCUCUGGAUGGGCCAUUAUUCAGAUUACACAAGCAUGCUCGGUAUGCUUGGAAGGAACUAGACUAUGGGUAUCGGUGAAAGAGCUAUCCAGAGCUUAUGAAUAUGUAAUGGGAUUAGUAAUCUUCAUGCCAAUAUUCAUUUUGUCAUGGUUCCCAUUUAUAUCAGAGUUCCAAACCCGUUUGCUAUUCAGUCAAGCGUUUAAUAGAGGGCUCCAAAUUUCAGUGAUUCUUGGAGGAAAGAAGAACAAUUAUAAACCUGAUUGACAUAUUGAUGAAUUUCCAAGGUAAUCUAGCAUGUACAAUACAUAAAUUAAAGGUUAUUUUUGUACCAUUCAUAAAAUUAUGAAAGUGGUUUUUUUAUUAUUAUUUUGUCAUUGAUGCCAUAGUUUUCCAAUUAUUGGCAAGAAUUUGAAGAUCAGUUUGAGGAGAAAGUGAUCUCCCAAAUAUAAGAAAUUUUUGGGAACUCAUAUGAUUAAUGACUUGUUUGAAUACAAGGGAGAAUUUUUUUUAUUAGAAAAUACUUUUUAUUUUUAAUAGAAAAUUUUUUAAUUUGUAGUUAAAUAGACUU